AUGUCCCAUCCACUUUCAAUCCUCUCCAUCGAGGAGACCAACCUGGCGCGCGACGUGGUUAAGGCAGCUCACCCCAAUGUUGUGAUCGAUUUUCGAGAGAUCUUCUUAGAAGAACCACCCAAAGCUCAACUCCUGGAGUUUCUAGCAAUCGAACAUGCAGGUCGUUUGAGCCCAACUACCCCUCGGCCCCCACGUCUAGCUCUGUGCCAGUACGAUGUGAUUGGAUCCGACCGCAUUCCACAGUUCCACGAAUCCGUGAUCGAUGUGGUUUCGCGAUCGCGUGUGAAGCACACGGUGGUGGGGAAAGAACACCAUGCCAGUCUGACUCUGAGCGAAUUCGAUGUCCUCGUCGAUCAAUGUCUGAAAUCGCCUCUGUUCCAGAAAGCGAUCUCCGACUUCGAUCUGCCCGAAGGUUUUGAGGUCGUCAUUGAGCCAUGGCCUUAUGGGGGGUUGGAUCACACCGAUGAAAACAGACGCUUUUUCCAGGCCCUUUGCUUUGCUCAGGAUAAGCGAUCGGGAAACGAAGACUCGAACUUUUACUCUUACCCGUUGCCAAUUAUCCCCGUGAUGGAUGCCCAUACCCAGCAGAUCAUCCGGGUGGAUCGACCUGCUACUGGCGGCAAGGGCGAUGGUCUGUUGGAACAGACGUUCAAGCGCGAUAUUAUUGGCCACUGCAAGGCCUCCGAGUACAUCCCAGAGCUGUUACCUGAGGGUACUCGCAAGGAUCUCAAACCACUGAACGUGGUCCAGCCUGAGGGUCCCUCCUUUCACGUAACCAACGAGUCUCUGGUUGAAUGGCAGAAGUGGCGUUUCCGCGUCGCAUUCAACCCGCGGGAGGGUGCAACCAUUCACGACGUGUCGUAUGAUGGUCGCAGUGUGAUGCAUCGACUAGCAGUGAGCGAAAUGACUGUCCCAUACGCCGACCCUCGACCCCCCUUCCAUCGGAAACAGGCCUUUGAUUUCGGCGAUGGAGGUGGUGGAAACAUGGCCAACAACCUCUCUCUUGGUUGUGACUGUCUUGGCGUCAUUAAAUACUUUGACGCCGUCAUUACCCAGGCAGAUGGCACCGCCCAGAAGCUUCCGAAUGCAAUUUGUCUCCAUGAGCAGGAUAAUGGAAUUGCCUGGAAGCACUCUAACUGGCGCACUGGGCGUGCUGUGGUCACACGCCACCGGGAGCUUGUUGUCCAGUUCAUUAUCACAUUGGCCAACUACGAAUAUAUCUUUGCGUAUAAGUUCGACCAAUCUGCAGGAAUCACGGUCGAAGCCCGCGCAACGGGCAUUCUGAAUGUGGUUAAUAUCGACGCUGGUAAGGUCAGUGAUUAUGGAAAUGUGGUCAGCGGUGGUGUUCUCGCCCAGAACCACCAGCAUAUUUUCAAUGUACGAAUUGACCCAGCCAUCGACGGACCCCACAACUCGGUGGUCGUGGAGGAAUCACACCCAGUUGCAAUGAAUGCGGUCACGAACCCGAACGGCAAUUUCUAUGAAAUCACCAAGCAGACCGUUGAGCGUUCGUCUUGGAUUGACGCUGCUCCGCAGCUCAAUCGGACCAUCAAGAUGAUCAAUCCCCACAAGAGGAAUGCCAUCAGUGGUAAUCCCGUGGGUUAUAAAUUUAUUCCCAUGGCCACUCAAUCUCUGCUGGCCGAUCCAGCAUCGGUUCAGGCUCGCCGGGCACAGUUUGCGCAACAUCACGUUUGGGUGACGAAGUACCGCGACGGAGAGCUUUACGCUGGCGGACGUUAUACUUUGCAGAGUCAGAACGAAGUGGGUGGUGUCUCGGAUGCUGUUCGCCGAGGUGACUCUGUUGUCGAUACUGAUGUCGUGGUGUGGAACUCGUUUGGUAUUACCCACAAUCCCCGCGUUGAGGACUGGCCCGUAAUGCCUGUGGAAAUCUUCCAGCUCAUGAUUCGGCCUGCGGAUUUCUUCGAGGCGAAUCCCUCCAUUGAUGUCCCUUCAAAUAAGAACGUAUCGUCACGACUGGCUGAUUCGGAUUGCUGUCGUAAAUCUCACAUUUGA
Penicillium bovifimosum is the source of this 2013-nucleotide messenger RNA. Its product is annotated as putative copper amine oxidase. The coding region runs from base 1 to 2013 and encodes 670 amino acids. NCBI's taxonomy places the organism in Eukaryota, Fungi, Ascomycota, Eurotiomycetes, Eurotiales, Aspergillaceae. Gene Ontology annotation, biological process: amine metabolic process. The record is from RefSeq and is a predicted model, not a curated record. Gene Ontology annotation, molecular function: primary methylamine oxidase activity; copper ion binding; quinone binding. The transcript has 4 exons.